ACUGACUGAAUAGAUGUUUCUGUAUGCAGGUAGAAAGCAAUGCGCGCUUUGUGACAUGGUCUGAUGGCAGUGUACAAUUAAUGAUUGGAAAUGAAGUUCUGGACAUAUCUACGCAAGAUGCGCAGCAUGAUCAAGCACACCUGUUUCUUAGACAUGGAAAGGGAAUACUACAAUCACAAGGGAGAAUUUUAAACAAGAUGAGGUUUAUGCCUUCAUCAUUGACAUCGAACUCUCACCGUUUAUUGACUGCCCUUGUUGAUUCACGUCAUAAGAAGUAUCAAAAAGUGAAGAACUGUUUCACUGACAUUGACCCUGAGAGGGAGAAAGAGCAAAAGGAGAAGGCUGAAGGCCAAAACAUCAGAGCAAGUGUACUCCUCAAUAGGAAAAAGGAGAAGGUCAGCCGCAAAUACAUGCCUACGGCACGUAGGGAACGCCAACUCUCUCCUGGUUUCUUGGAGGAUGCGCUUGAGGAGGACGAGGAGGCUGAUUACUAUGACUCUCGACGGUCUGCUGCUCGACGUCGUGUUGAAGACGACCUAGAAAUGGAAGCUCAAGCUGAGAAACGAAUCAUUAAUGCGAAAAAGAAAGAUAUUCCUUGGCAAACACCAUUGCCUGCUUCAAAGCAUUCUCGACGCCCUGUUGAUUUUGAUGACAGCGAGAAGGAGGAGUCUGAGUAUGAAACUGAAGAGGAGGAAGAGGAAGAAGAGAGGUCCCCACCACGUAGAAGGGCUGUUCAGGAGGAGCCAGAAUAUGAAGAUGAGCAAGAGCGUGAUCAGGGUGAGGAGGAAGAGGCAUAUGAAGAGUCUGAAGAGGAAGCUGAGGAGCCGAAGCAAGAUGUUAGGGAAUCAGGACCAAGUAAGCGGAAAGGGAUUGAGUCAGAUGAAGAAUCUCCUCCAAGGAAGACAACAACUCAUCGCAGAAUGGCAAUUGUUUAUGACAGUGAGGAGGACUAAAACGUAAUGGCGUGGAAUCUAAGACAAGUUUACAUUUGCCAGGCAAAUUUGCAUAGGAGUGUCACAGCCUGGGAUUUGAAACGAGGCAAGAGCCUGAAUGUUGUUCAGUUAUACAUCACCGACUUACCUUAGGUUUAUACUUUCAGAGGUCUUUCUCAUGCUGAAUUUGGCAAUGAGCCGUAGAAGAACUGUUGUUACCCUUUUUAUCUUCCGUUCAUAUGAAUUGUUGUUUAAGAUGGAUAUAACCUGUUUUUUUUUUUUUUUUAAUCAGCGAGCUAUUUAUAGAUGAAACUUGAAGCUUAGUAC
This is a messenger RNA of Lycium ferocissimum, 1259 nucleotides long. RefSeq names its product protein LEO1 homolog. NCBI's taxonomy places the organism in Eukaryota, Viridiplantae, Streptophyta, Magnoliopsida, Solanales, Solanaceae. Gene Ontology annotation, biological process: transcription elongation by RNA polymerase II; positive regulation of transcription elongation by RNA polymerase II. The record is from RefSeq and is a predicted model, not a curated record. The coding region runs from base 24 to 953 and encodes 309 amino acids. Gene Ontology annotation, molecular function: RNA polymerase II C-terminal domain phosphoserine binding. Gene Ontology annotation, cellular component: Cdc73/Paf1 complex; nucleus. The transcript is spliced from 7 exons.